UAAAAAGUCUCUUUUGUUUUAGAACACAACUACAAAAACUAUACCAUGUUGAUGAUCUCAGAUUCACCUUUACUAUUUUUCUCUCAUAUAUUGACUGUUGCCAACUAACUUUCUAUUAGUUAUUUUGUACAACAAUCAUUUUGAAUAAUGUAUUUUUCUUGUUACCACUUUGUUCAUAUCUAGCAAUCACACAUCUAUUUGAUAUUAAUGCCAGUUGCAGUUCUAAAGAAGCAAAAACUGUAUAAAACAUGUUGGUUACUUGUUUUUCUUAUUAUUAUCAAUUGACGUUUUGUUGAUCACUUUGGGGUGCCAAAGAAAAAGAAAUGGAUAUUUGAUAACAUCUGGUGUACCAUGUUUAAAAUUUAAAAUCUUGAUCAGACCGAACCAGAUGCAAUCGAACCGGUUAGUUAAAGAAAACCGGAAUCGUUAAGGAAAUAACCCAAAGACUCUGUAACACGAGAACAUUUACUUUUAACGGAGAAUGGCCUGGAUUGUCGGAAUUCGAACAAGAUUCCUGAGUUUCGGGAAGGUUCCACAAAUCUCUUCUUCACUGUUGAGAAUCUAUUAUCCUCGUAACCAUCAGAAUCCUUCUCUUCUUCCUCUUCCUUCGUUCUCUGCCGCUCAUAGUCGUCGUCGCCCUCUGCUUUGGCUUCGCUCAUCUCCGCCUGUGUCCUCCAUGACCACUCAGGCUGAAUCUGGGUCUUCCCAGCAAUCCGAUUCUUCCAAAACGGUGAGAGUGGUGAUAAAGGGAAGAGUACAGGGAGUGUGCUACAGAAACUGGACUGUUGAGAACGCUGAGCAGCUUGGGGUUAAGGGAUGGGUGAGGAACCGCAGGGACGGUUCAGUGGAAGCACUCUUUUCUGGACCACCUGAAGCUGUUGAUGAGAUGCAUCAGAGGUGUCGCCGUGGUCCUCCUGCAGCCAUGGUAACUGGCUUGGAGGCUUUCCCUUCCACUGAAGAACCUGGAUCAAGUUUUGAAUACAGAUCAACCGUCUGACUGAUUCUCUUUUAACGGAGGGACAGAGAGAGACAGAUGGUUCUCUGAAUGUUGCAAUGAUUAUGGAUGUCUGGACAAGUUGUAACAAGGCUUAGAUUAAACACACAUGCCAUGUAUAUAAUUAUGUGUCUUUGAUUCA
Molecule: messenger RNA, 1136 nt
Organism: Arabidopsis lyrata subsp. lyrata
Lineage: Eukaryota; Viridiplantae; Streptophyta; Magnoliopsida; Brassicales; Brassicaceae
Product: acylphosphatase
Exons: 2
Coding region: 482-997 (171 amino acids)
Molecular function (GO): acylphosphatase activity
Source: RefSeq, a predicted model, not a curated record